Messenger RNA from Girardinichthys multiradiatus, 3536 nucleotides. It is a transcript of the gene pla2g6, whose product is annotated as phospholipase A2, group VI (cytosolic, calcium-independent). Gene Ontology annotation, biological process: positive regulation of ceramide biosynthetic process; cardiolipin acyl-chain remodeling. Bases 165 to 2624 code for a protein of 819 amino acids. Lineage: Eukaryota; Metazoa; Chordata; Actinopteri; Cyprinodontiformes; Goodeidae. Gene Ontology annotation, cellular component: mitochondrion. The record is from RefSeq and is a predicted model, not a curated record. Gene Ontology annotation, molecular function: protein binding. The transcript has 19 exons.
AAUACUAAUACUCUUUUUAUUGAAAUAACAAUCGUACCUGUAGAUAGACUUCGACGUUUUAUUAUAAGAUCUUUUCAAACGUUUUGGUAAUAUGUUAUUGUUAGAAAAACACCCCCAAAAAUAAAUCUCCAAUAGUCUUGACUGGAUAUGAUUUGCAGGUAACCAUGCAAUUCCUGGGCCGGCUACUGGACACCGUCUCCUCCGUGUCAACCCUCUUCACAAACCCUUACCGGGUCAAAGACGUGCCGUUGACAGAUUAUGAAGGAAGAGCAAACGUUCUGCUGAAGCAGGAAGGUCGAAUGGUUCUGUACAAAAACCCACAGUGUCAGUCAUGGGACUGUGUGCUCAGGUCCCCUGAGACACCAAAUGUACUUCUAAGGCUAUUUCAGGUGGGGUCAGAGAAAGAUGCCAUGAACUGGUUUCCCCAGUACGCCCUCAAGCUUCGACCCUUCUACGAGACUCUCCCUCUGAAGGCUGAUGCAGUGCAGACAAUCGUGGAAUGCAUCCGCAACCACCCCGACUGGAGCUCUGCUCACAUAGCUGUGGAGACUGGCAUGAGAGAAUGUCUCAAACAUAACUAUGUCCAAAGCCAGAUCAAUGCUCGGGAUGCAUCAGGUCAGACACCUCUGCACCUGGCCUGUGAACGAGGCGACUUAGUGUGUGUGAAGGAGCUCUUGGAGGAGAGCCAGGCCCGCACUGACAUCAACGACAAAAAUGGAGAAACCCCCAUGCACUACGCCUCCAAGCAGGAUUCUCCUGUCAUCAUCCAGGCUCUGUGCUCACGGCUGUGCUCAGGGGUGGACGAGCUCAACAACAACGGGGAAACACCGCUCCAUGUGGCCUGCCGUCUGGGACGGGUGGAGUCCGUUAAAGCCCUAUUGGAGGGUGGGGCGAAGUGUGAUGUCAUUGGCAGUAUAGGAAAUCCUAUCCACACCGCUAUGAAAUACAGUGAGAAGGGCUGUGUGGAGGAGAUCCUCAGAGCAGACCCAUCCCAGGUCCAAGCUGAAGACUCAGUGUACGGAGGGACGCCCCUGCAUUGGGCUAAAACAUCCGAGAUGUGCCGCAUGCUGCUGGACCGCGGCUGUGAAAUUAACUACCUCAGUAAGACCGGAGAGAGCGCCCUCCACGUUCUGACCAAAAAGGGCCGCUUUGAGGCCGCUAUGGUGCUACUCACUCAUGGGGCCAACGCCAACCUCAAGGGGCAGGAUGGAAAUACAGCUCUGCACCUCGCUAUGAAGAUGGACCACAUAGAGUUGAUCAAGGGUCUGAUCGUGUUUGGGGCCGAUGUGGAGAUCCACAACGACCUGGGAGAAACACCUGGGCUGAUCGCUGCACGCACCAGCAAAGGUCCUAAUAGAAAGAUACUGCUGGACAUGCUGUGUAGUGUAGGAGUCCAGCGCUGCCUCCCUCCUUCCCCUGGCAGUCCUCCUCCUCCUCCUCCAAUGUCAAACAAGACCAAGCCUCGAGGCAUAGGGUUUGAUGAAAUCAUAUAUGUGGGGGCUGCAAUAGGAGCAAUAGGCAAAUCUGAAAUUGAUGGACCAAAAAUGGAGAAAAAGAAGAUAGACAGACUGCUGUGUCUAGAUGGUGGCGGUAUUAAAGGCCUGGUGCUGAUCCAGAUGCUAAUAGCUCUGGAGAAGGAGGCUGGACGACCGACCAGGGACCUCUUUGACUGGGUAGCUGGAACAAGCACAGGGGGCAUCCUUGCUUUAGCAAUAAUCCAUGGUAAGUCCAUGGAGUACCUGCGCUGCCUGUACUUCAGAAUGAAGGAGCAGGUGUUCAAAGGGUCAAGACCCUAUGAAUCUGCACCACUGGAGGACUUUCUAAAGAAAGAAUUUGGAGAAAACACCAAGAUGACUGACAUCAGAUUCCCAAGGGUCAUGGUGACCAGUGUUCUAGCUGACAGACAUCCGGGUGAGCUCCAUAUCUUCAGAAACUACAACACACCAUCUCUCAGCAGAGAGCCCUCGUACACCACCACUGCCACCUUCAAGGCUCUCACCAUCCCACAAGGAUUGGAGGAUGAGGAAGUGUUGAUAGUAGGAUACUCAGAGGAGCCGCCCAGAAAGCGUAGGAAAGUGACAGAUGAAGAACAACUCGUAUGGAGAGCUGCCCGUUCCAGUGGUGCUGCCCCUACCUAUUUCCGACCAAUGGGCCGCUUCCUGGACGGAGGGCUGUUGGCUAACAACCCGACACUAGAUGCCAUGACAGAAAUCCAUCAGUUCAACAAGUCUUUAAAAGCUGAGGGCCAUGAAGUGGACAUCAAGAAGCUGGGUGUGGUUGUUUCUCUUGGAACAGGUAAACCCCCACAGGAAGUGGUGACAUCUGUGGAUGUUUUCCGGCCCUCCAACCCUCUGGAGCUGGCCAAGACAUUUGUAGGCGCCAAGGAGCUGGGCAAAAUGUUGGUGGACUGUUGUACGGACUCUGAUGGUUGUGCUGUGGACAGGGCAAGGGCAUGGUGUGAGAUGAUCGAUACCAUUUACCACAGGCUGAGCCCCCAGCUCUCUCAGGAGGUGAUGCUGGAUGAAGUGAGCGACGAGGUUCUGGUGAACAUGCUGUGGGAAACUCAGAUGUACCUCUUUGAGAAGAGGGAAGUCCUCCAAUCCCUGGCAAAAAUGUUGCUGUAAGGCCGACACGAGAAGGAGAUCAUAUAGAUGGGUCACAAACAAGAUCUAAAAGUAUUUAACAGUCCAUAAGAACAGACACUGUUCUAAGAGAUGUUAGGAAUAGUGAGCUGUGGUGUUUCCAGGAGGGUCUGUGUUGAAAUAAAAACAAAGCCCAGCAACUCUCACAUUUCUUUUAUUCAGAAAGUUUAAACUUGAUAGAAAACCGGCACAGAAAAUAGCUUAAUACUACAUGAGGAAAGAGAUGUAGCAUCAUUUGACCUCUUUCUAUGUUUUCUUUACCAGCUUCAUAGUUUUUUUUUUGAUAAACUAAUGAAGUGUUCCUAGUUUUCUUUGCGUGGGAAUAUAGAGGAGAGGUUGGAGGAAGUGGUGAAAACAAGUCUGCUGCUGUUCCCCUCUCUUCACUUUCUUAAAGACAACAAGUAAAAACUUGGAUUUAAACUGUUACAGCCUCUUCAUUUACCCCUCAGAUGUUCACAUAAACAUCUGCAAAACUACUCAUGUUUUAGACAUUUUGGCUCUAUACUAAUGUGAUCAAAAGUAACCCUGUAAAACCACUGAUGGUCAUUUAGAUUUCCCUGCAGAGAAGCUGUGAUGACAUAACAGUUCUGCCUUAUAUAACUGCACUGUUUUCUUUCCACACAUUGCCCGUUUUCAUGCAUUUAUACGUUUUUGUUUUACCUCAGUCUGUGCCGAAGACCCACUCACUCUACACUCUGUGAAUGAACUGCCUAUUUCCAAAUGUUUCCUGUCUUAAUCUGACAUGUGAAAACCUUUUGCAGAAGUAAGCUUACUUAAACGUAACAGAACAUGCUGCUACUUGCAAACAUAUAACAAAUAAUUGUUUUAUAUUUUUGUCUAUCAAUUAUGAAAGUGAUUACUUAUAUGGUAAUAAAUUAUAUUACUACUGACCUA